Psylliodes chrysocephalus is the source of this 2435-nucleotide messenger RNA. Lineage: Eukaryota; Metazoa; Arthropoda; Insecta; Coleoptera; Chrysomelidae. The record is from the annotation of a GenBank genome assembly.
UUGACAGGUUGUUAGUCAGCUGUUUAGUGUUUAUUUCUAUACUUUUGUUUACUUUAGUUCCAUUCUUUUUAAAUCAUGGCGUAUUGCGUAUUUUGUUGUAAAACAAGGCCCCAGAAAGUUAUUUUAUUUAGAGAAGAAACAUUCAGAAGGUGCCAGGAAGUGUUAAGGUUACGUAAAGAUUUCAAAUUUAAAUAUCACGAUAUUGAAUUACCGACGGAAUUGCAGGCAACUCACGGUUAUCAUACGAGUUGUUACGGAAGUUUCACCGCCCUAAAGCAGAAGUAUUUCGAACCGAAAACAGUGUUUAAGCCGAAUUUAACGAAUUCACAAUCAAAAAGUGAAAGUGAUGAUCGCGUAUGCAUUUUUUGCGGUAGAAGACAGAAAAUGAAGCGCGAUACUCCUCAAUAUUUACAUGCCGAGCAGAAGAGCGUGUUUUUAGAUCGAGCCAAAAAGUGUGCGCCUUCCGAUUACAACAAACAAAUCAUAAAGAAAUUAGAAAGCUUAACCACGGAUACAUUUUUCUACCAUAGCUUUUGCAGAAGCCUUUACUAUGACAAAAGUAAAAAAAUCAAAUCAGAGGAGAAUAUCAUGCGUCGUAAUUAUCGAACAAUGGCUUACAAACAAACGUGCACGUUUGUAGAGUUAAACAUUCUGGGCGAAGGCACUUGCUACUUUUUAUCACAGUUGCUGGACAAAUACUUGAGUUUUCUACGACAAAUUGCCGAAACUAAUUCAGAUGUUUUCGAUCAUUUUACAUUGCAAGAUCUUGAGAAGAAGCUUUUAAAAACGUUCGGAAAUGAGAUUAAAAUAAUAGAGAGCCACAAUAGGAAGAUAGUGGCGCCGAAGCAUGUGGAUAACGCCGAUGAUCAAUUAUAUUUUGCUUUGGAGGAAACUUUCAGAUUAGCAAAAUUACGUGCAGCUGCUGCUGAACCAUCCACGAGUGCUGAUUUGCACGACGAUUAUGAACCUAAAAGUGAUUUGGCAAUAGAACAUGUCGAUGUAGGAUUCGUAUCAUGUGAAGAUCAAUCCGAAUCCAAUUUGGAAUUCCUACCCGAAUCUGAAGAACCGCCUUUACCGACAUAUCCGAAAACCUCAACAUUAGCGUUCAACGAUAUGAAAUCAUAUUGCAGGCUGUGCCUUAAUCCUGUCAAUAAGAUGCAGCUGAUUUGCUUGGGCGACUUUCAUGACUUAAACUAUCCAUCCAGGUCGGAUCAAUACAAACGGAACAAAAUUCUACAAACCGAAGUGUACCUAAGAAUGAUAAGGAUCGUGAUGCCAUAUUUCGACCACGAUUUAGUGUUCAAUCCCGUGAUGUGUAACGACUGCACUACUCGCCUUCAGAUGGCUUCCGAUUUCAUCGAACAAUGUAUCGGCACCCAGAAGCUCAUCCAGCAGUAUAAGGACACGCAUAGCCUUUCGGAAAAAAUGGUGUCUUGCGAAGACGUCGUCGUCUACAACCAAUCACUGCUACAACCGAAACCGAGCUGCACGAAGUGUAAAAAAGGUUCUUCACAACCGAAACAGCGGAAGGUAGUCUCGGAAUCCACCGUUAAACCGUCGCCAUCUGUCGAACGUCUGAGUGAAACUCGAACCUUUCCGUCUCACGAGGAAUUUCAACAUAGUUCUGAAAAUGUUGAUAUCCAAAUGGAAAAUACCGAUGAGGAAAUGGAGCUCGAAGAAAAAUGUGAAAUAACUGAAGAGGAAAUUUGUUUUAUUAAACAGGAAGCUCCUCGAAUUAAGACCGAUGAUACGAUUGAAACAAAUGUACCAAUCAAGACAAAAAGUGUUGUAAAAAUCGAACCUUGUUCGACUGCUACUUCAGGCUCUACCGUAACGAUUGUUCCAAAUGUUGUUAAACCAUUUUCUAUGGCUGAUGUGUCUUGUAAUAUGAAUUCAAAUGUUAAUAACGUUAAUAACUCUAAUAACUUAGUUCGUGCAGUUUAUUUACCUUCUAAUACACCAAUUCCGAAUUACCGUCCUGGUUUUCGGAAAAUUGCACCAGCUACUGGUAUUAGUGCUGGUAAUCCGAUUGUUUUUGUUGUUUCUAGUGUUAAUUCGCAAUUUCAAAAUAGCCAAAAUAGGUAGAAUGUUAUAGUUUGUGAUUUUCGAAGAUUUAUUACUGUUUUUUUUACUAUGUAAAAAUUGUGAUUUCUUAUAUUGUAUAACAUACUUUUCUACACGGCCACUACUGAAUGUACUUACAUAUAUUUCAUUCUAAAUCUACUUACAUAAUGUUCGUUAUGUAAUAGCUACUGGCCAAUGGAUGUGAAUACCAGGCCCGCGUCGUAGAUAGUCAUUAAUUUUAUGACUGGCAGUUAUACGUAUAAAGUAUUUAAUUUGAAUUUACCCGAAUAAAGAUAAGCGGGAUUUGUUGUCGAGCUUAAAUUAAAAAAUUGUUUAAUAUAAUGAUUCUUAUGGGUCAUUCUUCAGAAAAG